UAGUUUUUGUUGGAGUAACCAAAUGCAAUUAUUCUCAAAAAAACAAAGUCAAAAAGUGCAAAACAUGGAGUUUAGCCUGAAUUUCAUUCCUGAAGACGUGUUACGGUUCUAUGGUAGACUUGGAAUGGAACUGAAUAAGCUAACUCCUGACUUACAAAAUACGCCAAACACUGUUGGACAUGCUUUAGAAAUAGCCAAUGAUGCGCUUUUGGAUAAUUUCUUGGAAAGUAAACCAAGAGUUGUUGCAGAUACUGCACUGCCCACAACUAGUAUAAUAUCGAAUCGCUACACCAACAACAACAGUACAAUAGCACCAGACUCCAAUUCACGAAAUGUGCAUAUUCCUUAUAUACUUAAUGGUGAGCUCUUUGAAAUACAGACACAGGACGGCGAGAAUGUAACGGUAAAAUGUUGCAAUUGUCCACCAGAUCGUGUUUAUCGUGGUAGCGUAAGAUCUACAGGCAAUUUCCAUAUGCAUAUAAAGCGCCGACAUCCGGAUUUAAUGGGAAAAAUAUAUGAUAUGAAGGUAAAUGCCUUGGUAGAGAGACGAGAUCGCUUUCUACGUAAUCGGAAAACCACUCGCCGUCGCGGUGUCCACGCCAAUGGGAAUAGAAAAUCACGUAGUGGUCAACGCCUAACAUGCUCAACGCAACCAACUUCAGAGCUGUUUAAGAUCAAAGCUGCUUUUCAACGCCAUCAGCUACAAAAACAACAAAAUCGACAUCAACAAGAAAAUCAUAAACGAAAACAAAAGAAAACUGAGCAAAACUCUGGUAUUUUGAAUAAGUGGAAUUUGAUCGAUCACUUUUUGGUUACACCCGGUCUGCAGAGAGCACAAGAUAUAACACUAAUGGAAGUCUUUAAUGAGCAACCACUCGAUUUUAGUCUCAAGCAAUAUAAUGCUGCUGAAAGUACCGUUAUUAACAUUAACUAUACGGAGAGGGCCGAUGAGCAUAUUACGAAUGAGCAUCAUACAAACGCAAAUUUAGGUACAAAUGAAGUUCCAUUGACAAUGGUAGGAGCAAAUGAACAAGUAACGGAUUAUCAGCUAAUAUCCACAUAUAAUAAUAACAAUAAUCAAGUUUUGAACUAUAUUACAACAAAUCAACAAUCGUCGGACGAGAUAUUGGCAAAUAAUUUCACUCAACAACAUGAGGAGCACGUGCCACCGCUCUUCGCCAACAAUAGUGAGCAGUCAGUGCUCGGUCGUGCAACUACUAUAAGCGCCAUAACUCCAUGUCCGAGUGAUUUGAGCAGUUAUGAGCCUAAUCAAGGUCUCAAUAGUAGGUCUUAUGAUUUAAAUUAUAAUCAUAUGGGUUUUAUCAAGAAUGAGCUCUUACUAAAUGAAGUGGUCCAACCAAUUGAUUUGUCUGCACAACCAACUUCUUCUGAUUUAUCAGCUUCUUCUGGUUUUAGUUCCGCCGUAGAUAUACAAACAUCUUGCGGUACAACGAGUUUUAAUACAACGGGUGAAAUGAAUUUGAGUACGAGAUGUGAAGACGUUAUUUCCCAACUUGCAAUAACGUUACAAAAUUUACAACGUGAACUGCAAACCCACAAUCAAACUAAUAACAAUUGGCUUUGUUUGGAGAUAGCGAAAUUUAAGUUUUUGCAUCCCAACUUCGAAUUUCAAUACUAGUCACACAAAGUGAACUGUACAUAGAUAUAUCUACCAGGUGUGGAUAGUAAUUUACUAAUAUAUAUGUAUAACAAGUUUCUUUUUUUUUACUCCUAAGUUAAGCAUUUAUAUAGUUCUUUGUUGGUAUUAAAUACUUUUGUUAGAUAUGCAGGCGUAAUAUAUUAGUUUUUAGUAUUGACUUUCAAAAGCAUUACAUUUUAAGAAUAAUAUUAGAAUUAAAGAAUUACCACAGUGCAUACGUUCGCUGUUUUACGCAAAUUUUUAGGUUGAAGAUAUAUUUUUUUUUUAUUUUUGCAUUAUUUUCUAAUGCUUAUCUAUGAAAUAUUAAAGCGGCCUUCGUGAACUAAGGUUAUUUUCAUGUAUAUAGAUCAUAAGGAGAAAAAGUUGGAAAAACUGUUUUUUUUUUUUAAAUAAGAUUUAAAGGCAAAUCAAUUGUUUAAAUUAAACAUAUUUAACUUUGUACAGUCUAAAGACCUAGAACAACUUUCUAUAAUAAUUCUGUGAGAACUUUCCUUGAUUUAUAAAUGUAAGCAAACAACUAAACCAAAUACAAAUUAAAAAAUAC
Messenger RNA from Ceratitis capitata (Mediterranean fruit fly), 2204 nucleotides. RefSeq lists its product as uncharacterized. The coding region runs from base 23 to 1639 and encodes 538 amino acids. NCBI's taxonomy places the organism in Eukaryota, Metazoa, Arthropoda, Insecta, Diptera, Tephritidae. The transcript is spliced from 5 exons. The record is from RefSeq and is a predicted model, not a curated record.